GCUGUUCAGCUGCAAAACAGAAAACAGACAAAACAAGAAAAAAUCCUCAAAUCUUCUCAAAAUUUCUUAAUGUUUAAUUAUUUUUGUGGUAUUCGCCGAUAUUACAUAUUAAUAUUGCAAUCAUGAUGCUGGACAGGCAGAAGUCAGAGGUGAACUGCUCGCACAGCAUCAUCCAUGAGAUGAUCUUUGCUUUGAGCGGGUUUGACAGCAGUGUUUUCAAGUAUGAAGAUGGAGUUUACGAGGUUAAUGAAGUUCUUCCUCUUACACCUGGGGAACGUAAACUCAUCGAAAGAAUCCUGAAAAUUGCAACACACUACAGGAGACUGAAAAAUUUCACGGAGAACAACUGCAAUCCAAUUUACAGCCAAAACGCUCAAAAAUACAGCAGCAAUACCAAAAUGUAUUUCCUAGCGUUCUGCAGUGGCAUGGAGGAAGUUUUAGAGCCAUACCGAAAAGCCAUGGUCCAGCUAGAAGAUGAAAUCUUGCUUGAUGCAAGCAAAUCCAUUAUGUUUGUCCUUCAAAUUUCUGACGAGUACACUGUCUUGCUGCACCUCCUAAAUUACGCUGUGGAUCAAAUUGAGCUAAAAGGGAAUGAUCUGAACUGGUGCCACAUUAUGGAAAUCCUACAGAGCAGCCCAAGCGCCAGGUCACACAUAUCACAGACAGCAUUCAAGAGGAUUCAAAAAAGAUGUCACACGGUUUUCUUAAAGCAGCUGAGCGCGUGGCUUAUUUAUGGAGAGCUCUUUGAUAAGGAACAAUUUUUCAUAAAUAAAGAGAUACCCCAAGAUGAUGGCACAUCUGACGUUGAAAUCGUUCAGACUAAUUCAAUUGUGGAGCUUUACACUGCUUACUCAGUUUUCAAGAUGAAUACGAACCAGUUGCCGUCAUACAUCCCUGGCUCGCUUGCUCUAGAUAUCCUUUACAUAGGACAAACCGUGGUCAUGAUAUCACAAAAGCCGAAUACCGCAAAAGGUAUGUACGAGCAAGAUGAACGCCAAGAAUUUGUUCUCUGGGGAGGCAAGGAAAAGGAAUAUCUGAAUGAGCUCAGGGAAAUUGAGCAAGAAGAAAGUCUGCAGAUUGAAAGACUUAAAGCACUUGUCAAAACUAUGAGAAGGCACCUGACAAAUGUUUUAUGGCAUGUAGCUGUAAAAGAUGCAGACCUUCUAUCUGAAUUGAAAUUUGUGAAAGACCUCUUAUUGCUCGGACGUGGAGAAAUUGUUUCAGAGUUCAUUAAGCUUGCAAAUCCAAUUUUAAAGCAUCCUCCGCAAGCAAUUCGCCUCAGAGCCGCCCAGAAAGCGAUGAAGGAAGCAAUUUGCAGCAUAUUUACAAGAGAUGAUGUACUUCUCAACAAAUUUGUCAUGUACUUUCAAGUGGAGUCGGACGGAAAUGGAUGGGACUGCAUCAGCUUGAAGUUCCAAGUUAAAUGGCCACUGCAUCUAUUGUUUACUGAGGAGAUCCUUUACAAGUACAACGUGAUUUUCCGUUUGCUCCUGAAAGUUCGUCGAGCACAAUGCAACUUGCUGGAAGUGUGGAAAAGACAAAUGGAGGACAAAAAAAUCAGAGGGUGUGAAGCCAAUACUCAACUUGGUCAACUGAGAAGGAAUUUUCUUUUCAUGAUCGACAACCUUCACCAUUAUUUACAGUUUGACGUAAUCGAAGUUCAGUUUACCCAGCUUAUCCAAGCUGUAAAGGAAACAGAAAACUUUGAGGAAAUCUUAAAGGCCCAUUGUCUGGCCAUAUCGAACAUACUGAACCAAGCCUUUCUCCAAACGGGCGUGAAACAAGAAGGACAGGCCCAAGGUCAGCAUGCUGUCAUGAAGUGUCUGCAAACCUUCUUGGAUAUGAAUACUGAGUUCUGCGAGUUUGCCAUGGAAUUGAUAGAAAAUGCGCAUCACAUGAACAGUGAAACAGAUUUGAAGCUACAAGAGUUAGAGCAUCAGUUUAUGUCCCAGGUUGGGGUCCUCAAAAAUAUGCUGACCAUCGUUCAGUGUCAGACGAGUGCACUAGCCUUGAGCCAGCUUUUGUUGCGCCUCGAUUUGAAUGACUGGUUCAAGAGAAAUGUGAUAUCUUAGAUUAAAUUGGUAGUCACUUCGGACACUGGUGUCUAGCCACCAGCAAUUUGAAGACUAAUUUAUUUUCAUUUAGAUUAGAUUUAGGACAACUAUAGAUAACUUGAAAUGAACUUACAAAAUUUCCAAGUAAAUAUAAAAUUAAAAACUUCAUUUUAAAAAUUUGUUUGUAACUAUUUUCGUAAUAAUUUUGCCUUAGUUUUUCUCCUUUAGUUAUGUGGACUACUCUCAAGCAGAAUGAUAAAUAAAGUUGUAAUUGUAACAAAAUUG
Molecule: messenger RNA, 2339 nt
Organism: Neocloeon triangulifer
Lineage: Eukaryota; Metazoa; Arthropoda; Insecta; Ephemeroptera; Baetidae
Product: gamma-tubulin complex component 4-like
Exons: 12
Coding region: 123-2072 (649 amino acids)
Biological process (GO): meiotic cell cycle; spindle assembly; microtubule nucleation
Cellular component (GO): centrosome; equatorial microtubule organizing center; spindle pole
Molecular function (GO): gamma-tubulin binding; microtubule minus-end binding
Source: RefSeq, a predicted model, not a curated record